AUGCCGCUACGCUCCACUCGAGUGCAUGAUAGUAGUAGUAGUAAUUGUAGCGUCCGCUCGUACACCUCGUCGAGCGGAGAGGCCCGCGCUACCUGCUACGCCGUAAGCCUUCGCGAUACGGCGGUCAACGGCUUCCACUACAGCACUACGGGGGCCGCCGGGGGAAUCCCAUCACCCCCUUCAAGUCCCCCCCUCGCCGCCAGCAACACUCUGCAGAGUAAGGCGCGCAGAGGGGGGGCAGCAUACACCAUCGCGGUUGAGUGUGAGAGACUCUUCUGCGAGACACUGCGGUCUGUUUUCCUGGGUGAGGGGAAUCAGCGCCAGCAGGACUCGCUUGUGGUGGGUGUGCUUAACAACAACGAUCAGUACGCAGCACCCGACUACGGCACGCCCGGCUCGGUGCAGGAGGUCGCGGCUGGCUCUGGUAACAAGAGCAUCGUGACAGACUGUAUUGAGAUGUGGGAUUAUGUCGGCGGGAUACGCUUCCGUGGGUUUGUUGCGGAGAAGCGGGAUGAGAAGGCCAUGUUCGUCUUCUUUGAUCAGGCGGUUAUGCAGUCCUCUGGAGAUCUGAAGGCUGGCCUCAUGGCCCUCCUCGAGCUCUGCGAAGUACCCUACUUCAGCUGCGACCGCCUUGUCGUAGCGCUCGACCGCACCGCCGAUUCGACAUCUCUGAUGAAGGAUCUUGGCUGGAUCGGCUUUGGGCUCACGACGCUCGAUGACUUCGUGCCGGACGAGGAUAUCGAGGCCGAGGUUACUAGCCAGCAGUGGCUGUUCAUGGAGACGGAGACAUAG
Macroventuria anomochaeta is the source of this 792-nucleotide messenger RNA. RefSeq lists its product as uncharacterized. Gene Ontology annotation, molecular function: ornithine decarboxylase inhibitor activity. Gene Ontology annotation, biological process: positive regulation of protein catabolic process. NCBI's taxonomy places the organism in Eukaryota, Fungi, Ascomycota, Dothideomycetes, Pleosporales, Didymellaceae. The transcript has 4 exons. Gene Ontology annotation, cellular component: cytoplasm; nucleus. The coding region runs from base 1 to 792 and encodes 263 amino acids. The record is from RefSeq and is a predicted model, not a curated record.